Messenger RNA from Zasmidium cellare ATCC 36951, 3771 nucleotides. RefSeq lists its product as uncharacterized. The transcript has a single exon. Lineage: Eukaryota; Fungi; Ascomycota; Dothideomycetes; Mycosphaerellales; Mycosphaerellaceae. The record is from RefSeq and is a predicted model, not a curated record. Bases 1 to 3771 code for a protein of 1256 amino acids.
AUGGAAGCAUACCGCCAUGCGCAUCAGGCGCAUACCCGGACGAGCCAUCUCACCAAACUGUACUCUGAUGCGAAGAAAAGCGCCCUUACAAGUCUGCAAGUGCAGUCGACGGCAAAUGCGCAGUAUGCCUCGCUCCACCGGAAGUACCGAAUCCAAAAAGACCGCCUGAUCACAUGGGGCCUGGAGUGGAGUGAUGGCGAGAAGGGACCUGACGGCAACAUUGACGAAUCCAUUGCGAAGGCUGGUCUCACGGAAACUGUCGAAAGUGUUUUGCACAAUAUCCAGGAAGUCAUCGAAGAAUCCGAGCGGAUCAAGUCGGCCAGCUUACCCAUCACGAAACCUGGAGAGGCGUAUCCACAGCAGCCUGCAGUCUUCGACGAGGCACGGUACGAGGAUCUCCUUCGUGAUUUGACUGCUUCGAUCGACACGCUCUAUGAUCUGUCAAUAUCUCGACGGGCACUUGCUCGUGGCGAGCAUCCCACCUUCGAGCCCCACGUCUACGAAUCUCAGCCCUACGACGAGUUCCCUCCCGAGAAGCCAUCUGCGGCCAAGGCGAAACCACAACCACAACCGUCAAAAAAGAGCCUCUUCAGCAAUCUUGCGUUCAAUAGCUCUGAGACCACAUUGGUCAACCCAACCUUCAACCGACCUGCAUUGUCGCCAUAUGCAGGGCUCCCGGCCCGUAUCGAAGCUUCCGCAUUGCGUCUCCCAAACGAAGGACCGCCCCCAUAUGAAGCUAUUGGCGUGCCAUCGACGACACGAAUGGUGGCUUUGCUCACCAGGAAGAAGGUGUCCGAAAGUGUGCAGGCUGCACUUGGAAGCCCAGCACCAGAGGUACCGGUCCUGGUUGAAUAUGCCAACUUCGAUUCUACCUAUCGCGAUACUGGCGUACCUCCUCCGCUUCAGCGGUUGGAGGCUCUAGCCAACUUCUUCCAACCAAUGCGAGCAGACUCUCAGACCAAUCUCAGCUUACUCGGCUACUUUGAAGAUAUGAGCCAGCCCCGUGUUGGUCUUGUAUACGACUUGCCUUACUCUAUCCAAAACAGGCUGCAGGCUGGGAGCACACCAGAGCCAUUGGCGCCACUCAGUCUUCUGAAGCUCGUGCAGAAGGCCAACAAGGCACAGAACCAGGGCCCAGAAAUGCCGCCACCUGCCUUGGAGCAUCGUUUCCGCAUGGCUCUUCGCCUGACAGAACAGCUCCACUCUCUCCACGCCCGACAAAUAGCCCACGGAAACAUCAACAGCAGUAGCAUCAUCUUCACCACCACCGACAACGAGACUGAAGCAAAUCGUGUUGAGCAAUUAAGGAAGCCGCUAUGGGCGUCUUUCGAUCUCUUCUCCAAAUGCACCAUCGAAGGCAUUCGGCGAGCAAUUGACUUUAACAUCUACCGACAUCCUCGUGACGAGCCAAGCAGCAACCCGAACCGAGACUUCCCAACUGAUAUCAAGUAUGAUUUGUAUGGACUAGGGCUGGUACUUCUUGAGAUCGGCCUCUGGACUCCAAUUGGAGAUCUUUACAAAUCGAAGUACACUCUACCAGACUUCAAGCUAAGGCUCGAGAAGAUCUGGAUCCCUAAGCUUGCCUCAAAGGCAGGCUCUGCAUACAUGCGUGCCGUUGAGACCUGUUUGCGACUUUCUGAUGACCAGGACAACUCGCGACUGACUGUCGAAGGCAUCUACGGAAUUCUACUCCAGUUCCUGAAACGAUGUUGCCUCCUAGACGAUGUCGGCUCCUCGACUGAACUGAUACCCGCAUCAGAACUCAUAUCUACACCGAGUUCGCCAGCUCAAUCAAGUGCUGCAUCAAGAAUGCACUAUCGGCAGCCGUCAGACGUGAGCUCGCUGGCCAGGCAUCAGACUGAUCCCAGCGAGCUCCUUCGAGCCCAUCCAAUGCCUCCCCACAAGCCCAUAACCAGAAAGUCACUGCCAACGCCAGCCCCUCAGCGCCAGCCACAACUGUCGAGAGAACCCUCGAGGGCGAGUCAGAUCUCCAUGCAGCCAAGUCUCACCGAUCCCAUGACGCGCGUAACGGAAGAGCCCAGCACCCAAGCCAACCCAUCCGCAUCCUUUCAAGACUUCAAGCGCCGCAUUAGGUUCAUUCAGCAAAAAUGGAGAGAAUGCAAGGCUGUCAAAGAAGAAAGAGCAAGAGCACAGACGCACGCUCGCUCCGUGGCAGACAAUGCCGCAGAUCAACGCGUCAAGCCGAAGAGGGAAGAGUUCCCAGACGUGAAGCUACCCCAGGCCGUCCUCGACCACUGGCAACAAACCAUGUGCUUCCAACUACAGACGCUGGUUGAAAAAGCUCUCCGAGGAUCUCCAGAGACCAGCUCCAUUCGUCUCUUACCGUACGGGGAAACACGAGAGACUGCAAGACCAACACUCAUUGUUGGCUGCACGUCCACCGCCAAGGUGAAGCAUGCGCUUAAACGCCACCUUAAGUACGAUCCCAGCGUCUACGACGUUCGCGUCAAGAAGGAGGUCAUUCGACGAUGUAGGCGAUCAAGACGUGCAAGAUCAGCAUCAGCAGAAGCGUCACGAAGCAUGGCGCCGAUGCGAGAUCCCGACGUCAAGGAGGCAACCAACCCCGAUUACCAAGAGCGCCCUUUAUGCGGAGCUUCCAUUGGAGCGUUCAGGUAUGAGGAACACCUCCCGCCGGUAUCUUUUGGCGGUGUUGUCCUGGUCGAUGGCCAUCCAUAUGGGAUGAGUGUUCACCAUAUGCUCGAAGACGAAGAUGAUGGCGAACACGAUGAGGAUGACGCCGAGGGUGGUGCUGAAGAAGAUGAUGACGACGACGACACAUCCAGCCUUGGUAGUUCUGAAGGCUCAGAGGAUGAUGACAUGAGUACUGUGCGCCCGCCAUCGGCUCACUCUUCUGACGACGAACCAACUUCAAUGGACGAUACCACUGGAGAUGCACCUGGAAUCUUACCCGGUGACAUGGAAGAAAUCGCGAUCACCCAGCCUGCUCUCGACGACGCCAUCGACUGCGACCUGCACGCCGAAGAAGAGGAUGACGACGAGGAUUCUGGUAUCGACGAAGACCAUCUCCUCUCCUUCAAACUCGGCCAAGUCCACGCCUCAUCCGGUCUCAAACGCACGGCCAAAUCCCACGAAGGCGGCUUCAAAAGCAUCAGUCAGUCCCUCCCCCAAGAAAUCGACUGGGCUCUGUUCGAACUCCUCCCACCACGAGUCCACCCUUACAACGUCAUCCGAGGCGGCAUGAAACACUGCCUCGUCGGCGGCGACCGCAGCGGCAACUCCCUCCCCGUCGCCGUCAAAUCCAGCUCCGACCUCGCCUGCGCCAAAGUCCACUGCCUUGGCCGGACUAGUGGUCUCGGCAGCGGCACCGUCUCGAGCACAAUGGAACUCGUCAAGAUCCACGGUCGAAGUACCUUCUCCGCCAGCUGGACCAUCGCUGGGAACUUCGGCAUCGGCGGCGACUCCGGCGCAUGGGUCAUCUCCAACGAUGACGGCAAAGUCUGCGGACAUGUCCUCGCCUCGAGAACUGGAAGAACGUACAUCUGCCCCAUGGACCUCCUACUCGAAGAUAUCAAGACCACCCUCGGGGCGAGGGAGGUCGCGCUGCCUAUCGUGGCUGGGAAGGAGAAAGGCAGUCGCCCUUCGAGUAGCAGGAAUAGCGAGGAGAGGGUCAUGAGCGAGGCGAUUAGUCGGAUGAGGUUGCAAGAGGGGACGUCGACGGAGAGUGGUGGGGUGGCGUUGCCGAUUUCUCCUGGGCGGAGGCCGGCGAGGGCGGUGGUUCCUGUGGGUUAG